Messenger RNA from Quercus lobata, 554 nucleotides. Its product is annotated as DUF3339-domain containing protein. The coding region runs from base 187 to 396 and encodes 69 amino acids. The transcript has a single exon. NCBI's taxonomy places the organism in Eukaryota, Viridiplantae, Streptophyta, Magnoliopsida, Fagales, Fagaceae. The record is from RefSeq and is a predicted model, not a curated record.
GCCCCACACUAUCUUUAUCUACUUUUCUUCCCACCAAAGUCUCUUUUAGUCUCCACUGUCUCUUUUCUUUCCUCACAUAAACACCUCCCAAGUUUCCCAAUUCCAUCAUUAUUUUCAUUUUUCUCCCAUAAUCUCAUUAGCUCCAACAAUCAAUCCCAAGUUAAUUACAUAGGGAAAGCUUGAAAGAUGUCGGAUUGGGGUCCAAUUUUUGUGGCUGUGGUGCUAUUUGUACUCUUAACUCCGGGUCUGCUCUUUCAAGUGCCUGGGCGCAAUGGGUGUGUGGACUUUGGUAACUUUCAGACGAGUGGUGCAUCCAUACUGAUUCAUUCCCUACUUUACUUUGGUCUCAUUUGCAUCUUCUUGUUGGCUGUCAAGGUUCACUUGUACCUUGGUUGACCCCUCUACAAAAAAACAAAAAACAGAGAGGGAAAUAUUGAUAUUGGGUGUGUGUUUUUUUUCUUCAGUUGGAACUUGAGUUUAGUGUUCUUCAUUUAUGUGUUAAUCCUAGUUAUUGAGUAAUAAUAUUGAGAAGGGCUUUUGAUUUGAGUUUUUCA